Molecule: messenger RNA, 2188 nt
Organism: Bombus impatiens (common eastern bumble bee)
Lineage: Eukaryota; Metazoa; Arthropoda; Insecta; Hymenoptera; Apidae
Gene: LysRS
Product: lysine--tRNA ligase
Exons: 8
Coding region: 271-2106 (611 amino acids)
Biological process (GO): lysyl-tRNA aminoacylation
Cellular component (GO): aminoacyl-tRNA synthetase multienzyme complex; mitochondrion; cytosol
Molecular function (GO): tRNA binding; ATP binding; lysine-tRNA ligase activity
Source: RefSeq, a predicted model, not a curated record
AAUACUAAUAGAAAAUUAGAUUUCCAAAUUUCCUAUCUUGCAUCUAUGAAGAAUUUUUUAUUACCUAUAUUAGUAAUUUUGACAUAACCUACAUAGAACAGCGAUCGGUGCCAUAUUUUAUCUACCCACGUUGUUAUAUGAAUAACUGAUUACAUUGAUAUGUCUUUUUCAAGCACUAAAUAGCAAUAUUUUGUAAAUAUUUUUGAACAAAUAUAUUUAUUGUGUAUGUAUAUACGUUAAGUAUUAUAGCAACGAUAAUUUUAAUUAACUAUGUUGUGCAACAUAACCAAAGCUUUUGUUGAUGUGGUAUCGCCGGUAUUUUAUCAAGCAAAAUCAACAAAAUUGCAUCAGAUAUCUAUACGCCAUUUUUACAUAAAUGAAAUAAAAAGGCGUUUGAAAGCAGAGCAAAAACUGAAAGAAAAAGCAGAAAAAGAAGCAAAAACAGUUACUCAAGCGAUAGUGGAAGACCGAACCAAAACUCAGGAGAAAAAAGAAGUUCAAGAAGAAGAUAUUGCUCCAAAUGAAUACAUUAAACUUAGGACUCAAGCAAUCAAGAAUCUCAAAGAUGCGAAUGAUAAUCCAUACCCACAUAAGUUUCAUGUAUCAAUUUCAUUGGAAAAUUUCAUUGAAAAAUUCAGUAAUAAUUUAAAACCUGGAGAAAUAUUAGACAAUGAAGUAUAUAGCGUAGCUGGUCGUGUACAUGCAAUUAGAGAAUCAGGUGCUAAACUGAUUUUUUACGACCUUAGAGGAGAAGGUGUUAAAAUUCAAGUAAUGGCAAAUGCAAGACAGUAUAAAGAUGGAGAAAAAUUUGCCACUGAUACUUCUAAGAUAAGAAGAGGUGAUAUUAUUGGUGUAGUUGGAAAUCCUGGAAAAACUAAGAAGGGCGAAUUCUCCAUUAUACCACAUAGUAUUACUCUUUUAAGUCCUUGCCUGCAUAUGAUGCCAAAUCUCUAUUUUGGAUUAAAAGAUAAGGAGACAAGAUUUCGUCAGCGUUAUUUAGAUCUUAUAUUAAAUGAUAAAAUAAGAAAAACGUUUCAUGUACGAGCAAAAAUAGUUGCAUAUAUCCGCAAAUUUCUUGAUGAACUUGGAUUUUUAGAAGUUGAAACACCAAUGAUGAAUAUGAUUGCUGGUGGUGCAACAGCUAAACCUUUUGUUACACAUCAUAAUGAAUUAAAUAUGGACUUAUACAUGCGCAUUGCUCCAGAAUUAUAUCAUAAAAUGUUGGUAGUAGGUGGACUGGAUAGAGUAUAUGAAAUUGGAAGACAGUUUAGAAACGAAGGGAUAGAUUUGACGCAUAAUCCGGAAUUCACUACUUGUGAAUUUUAUAUGGCUUAUGCAGAUUAUAAUGAUUUGAUGUCUAUUACGGAAGAUAUGGUAUCAGGAAUGGUAAAAGCUAUUCAUGGCAGUUAUAAAAUAACAUACCAUCCAGAUGGGCCAGAGGGUGAAGCAAUUGAAAUUGACUUUACUCCACCAUUUAAACGGGUUUCAAUGAUAAAAACUUUAGAAGAAAUUUUAAAAUUUAAGUUGCCUCUACCGGAUAAAUUAAAUACCCCAGAAACAAAUCAAAUACUUACUGAUCUGUGUACCAAACAUGAGAUUGAAUGUCCUCCACCAAGAACAACAGCUAGAUUACUGGAUAAGCUCGUUGGGGAAUUUAUAGAAGAAACUUGUAUCAAUCCUACAUUUAUUUUGGAUCACCCACAAAUUAUGUCUCCAUUAGCAAAAUGGCACCGUUCUGAACCAGGAUUAACAGAACGAUUUGAAUUAUUCAUUAUGAAAAAAGAAGUAUGUAAUGCAUACACAGAAUUGAACGAUCCUAUAGAACAAAGAGAAAGAUUCGAGCAACAAGCAAAAGAUAAAGCAGCUGGAGAUGAGGAAGCUCAACUUGUUGAUGAAAACUUCUGUACUGCAUUGGAAUAUGGUUUACCACCAACUGCUGGUUGGGGAAUGGGUAUUGAUCGUUUUACAAUGUUACUUACAGAUGCAAAUAAUAUCAAAGAAGUACUGCUGUUCCCACAAAUGAAGCCGGAUGAUCCAAAUAAAAACCAAGGAAUAUCUGAAGAUGAUAAAACAUCAAAUGAUAAUGUAAAUCAUGUACAAAACUGAAAGUUUAAUUUAAUUUUCCCGUGAUCUUCUGUUGCAAACUGAAGAAUAAACAAGAUAUACUUCUAAAAACUAAUGAUUUUAA